Molecule: messenger RNA, 5181 nt
Organism: Symbiodinium sp. CCMP2592
Lineage: Eukaryota; Dinophyceae; Suessiales; Symbiodiniaceae
Source: the annotation of a GenBank genome assembly
AUGCCUCGCCAAACCGCAACCCACUGCACGAGGUGCAAAAGACCUUUCGGUAAGAUCCCCAACCCAUGUGUGCUACGUCCUGAAGAAGGAGACCUCCUGCAACGGCGGGGGACGACAGCGAAUUGCCAGAGUUGCUUUGCCUUUGGGUUGGUGUGCCCCAAAUUCAAAGGCCUGCCAGCCAAGAAAAUCCAGGAGGCCAUUGAUGCGGACCCCACUGCAUACCAACAGGAUCUCUCGGAUCACGAAGCAGCCCGCCGUGAAGGCCGACGGUAUAAGGGGGAGAAAGCCACGAGUGUUACAGCUGAGAGCCGCCAAGGAAUGCAAACCCGAAGGCUCUUGGGUUACCUCUGGUCCGAAAGCCUCUUGCGAAAGCAUAAUAUCAGUCACUUGUGGAAUUCCCUGCCGAAGCAGUCCGUGAAUCACAUGGGGAAGAUGCAGCAGGGCGUCCUCCGUGAAACUUUUGCUGCUGGGGCAAUAGAAGUCUACGAAACAUCGGACACCCAGGCGGUGCGGAGUCAGGUUGCCGCCGAGUGUGAAGCCGACGAAGUAGAGCAAGCAGACAAGGUGUUUCAGGAGUUGGGUGCAGGCCUGAAAUUGCAGGCUGUGGAUCAGGAGACGACCGAGGACGGCGCUGAGGCUGGUAUCGUCCUUAAGAACCCCCCCAAGCGAGCCAAGACCGAUGCUGAUGAGGAUGACUUCAUGCAGAUCUGGGGGGUUGCUUCCUUGACCUCUGCUUCAAGUUCCCGAGCCGGGAAGCAUGAUAAGGCUCCUCGCGGGAAGGGUUCAGGCAAAUCCAAUCAGAAGGACCUGAAGGAAUUGGAUGCGACUGAGAAACUCCUUGGUCAGCAUGACAACUUCAGGAAGUACCUCUCGCACGAGAGCUCCUUCAUGAGCCUGACCUACCAGAAGGUGUACGGCCACUCCGAGAAGCUCUUUUCCCGGAACACCCCGGAGCUUCAAAAGAUUUACCGGGAGCUCACGAAUGGGCAGACGGAUGGGCGAGCUUGUCAGAUCAUGAAGAGGCUGGCGACGGCGGAGACGAUGCUCGAAGGGCUGACAGAGGCCAGAGGUGCUGGCUUGGAAAUCCCGGCCGCUGCAGAAAAGUUUUGCAUGGCCCGUCUGCUGCUGCAAUACUGCAAAGGCGGCAAGGUUAGUCAGUUCUUUAGCACAAUGGAAUCGUCCGACCUGACGACAUUGUUCAAAGACAAUCCUGAUGGCAUGACUGAGUUCCGGUUCUGCUCUUUGAAAUCUGCCGUGACGACACUCUUGAAUGCGGAAUUGGAGGCACCGGGCUUUGAGAAUUCCGCCAAGGACCUCAAAGAGUCUGGGAACAUCUCCGCCGAGCAGAAAGCAGAGAAUGAGUCGAAGCGAAGUGAGGCCAUGCAGAAGGUGGCUUUGGAUCGUAUGAAGCUGCUCUUAGACUUUAUCGACAAUUUCAAGGCAAGCAAUGUUUGCGAGGACUGGAGCGACAAGCAGAAGGAUAACGUGCGCAUCGUCCAAUGGCUCGAAGACAUCAGCAGGUUGCACCUGUUGGUUUCCUCUGCUUUGACCGACGAGGGCGAGGCCGUGACGGCCGAGAAGGUGGAGGAAUUGAAGGGUGCUCGCAAUCUCUUGCUAAACAAGAAGAGUAACUUUGCUGAGUCAAUGACUCUUUGGCCACUGGGUCAGUUCAUUCAGCAGAAAGCGAACUCUCGUGUGGAGGCUUACCUGCGAGAUCAAAGCCUCAAAGCUGAUUUGGCCCAGUGCAUUCAGUUGUCCACUCAGCUGAAAACCUUCUCGACUGACAGUCUCUUCAAGACAGAUUCCCUGGAGAUCAUGAUUCCAGGGAGCAACAAAGUCGUGGAAAUGGUUCAGAAGUUGGCCUUGAUUGAGCAGUUGGGUUCAAAGUCCUUUUUGCAGGACAACGAAGAGCAGAUCAGGCUUGUCACUAUCAAGAUCGUUGAGCUGCAGAAUGCGAUCCUCAGUGCUUCCGUGCAUAAGUUCCGUAAGAGCAUUGGAGAGAAACUUUUGGUUUUGUUGACUUCUCUUUCCGAAGGCAAGAUUGAUACGGACCAAACUGCCCAAUUGGUGGAGCAACUCAACGAAGCAAAGAAUUUCAAUCCAAUGCAGGUGAAUGUGAUCAACAAAUGUUUGGGAGCUUGGGCAGGCCCCAUUCAGGAGGCACUGCAGGUGGUACGUACAUUCUGGACCCGUUUCGCAUCGGCAACUCCAGCUAUCGUUGGUCUGAUGAACAUACAGUCUGUGGCCUGUGCCGUGCAGAGGUUGCUUUGCGCCGACCUGGUGGCGACCAUGGAGAUUUUCAACGAUGCAUCCAAGAUGCAGCAUGUGCAGAAGAUCUGUGUUGACUUGGGUCCGAUGAUGACACAGAUUGGCGAUAAGAUCCGAGGAAGUGCUAUGCAGCUGCUCGCCAAAGAGUCUUCCAGCUUCCUGCAGUUCACCUCCUUUCUCGCGAGACCGAGAACCGAUGAGGCAUCCGCCGAGGAGGGGCUUGUGAAGGAUGUGGUCGGAGAGUUUCAGGGUGAUGAGGACAAGGUGAUGGUUGAUUAUUGCGGGAUGUUCAGUCUCUACGGCAAGCAUCUUCCAGCCGACUUUGUGUGCAUUGACUUCAAGGCUGCCUCAGGAGAAUCCGUGCCCCUCUGUUGUGCAGCGAUUUGUGCGGCUGGGGCAUGCUUGCCCUUGGCCAAGAUGGUCGUCCACAUCGCGACGUGGACGAGGGAAUUCCGGGACAUGCAAGUGUCCGGGCAAGUUGUGACUUCCUGCCCCGUAAACCCUGCUGAGGCUAUGAGCUUCUUCGCGAAAAGUCGCAUGCAGUUGUUGGGUGAGAAAUCUCAGGAGACUGCAAAAUUCAUGCACACUUUGCGGAUUGCAUACGAGGCUGCCGAACUAACAGGCCAGGAAACAGCACAUAAGUUUGUGGUGUCCUGUGCGAACAAGGCUCCCCAGCUGCUUGGCAAGGUGAUUGAUAUGGUGACUGAGGACAUCAAAUCAAUGAUUGCUAUCCUGACCGACUUGUAUUCCAAUGUGAAGGAUCGUGAUGAAUUCAACUCUGCACUCGACGAGGGCAUCUUGGACGGGGCUCUUGGUGCUUCGUUGUGCAAUGAUGAGUCGUUGCAGAAAAUGUAUCGCUUCCUGGCCUUCGGUCUGGAUUCCUUCACAGGGCUGAAGCAGGUCAUGAUCGGGAUCAGUGGUGCGGCGACUUUGUUGGGAAAGGGCUCUUUCGACAUGUCCGGCUUUGAGGUCACGACGGCUACCGCAAAGGCCGUAAUUCAGACAAUCCAGGAAUUCAGUGGUUCGCAUGAGUCCGGAUCCGGAUCAGGAGAGGGUCUGACUUUGCAAACCAUUUGUACCAUGGUGGCGAAUGCUACCAUGGUGCAGGCAUGCACACGUGAGUUGAAAACCGGCGAAACACGGACGUCUUUGGUCAACAAAGCAUGGUCCGGAAUCAAGAAGCGCCAAUGGAAGCUGCAUCCAAGCCUCACUCAGAGAUGUACAGAGAUUUUGAGUGGCAAGGACGACGACACGACUGUUCCAACGACUGCGGAGCCAUCCCCGCUAACAUCACCGCGAGCCAACCAGGGUCUUCGUGGCCUCCUAGGUAGCAAGGCCAGACUGAAGGCGUUGGAAGAAGAUCCGAAUUCCCCGAUCGACUUGGCACAGCUGGCCAUCUUCAGCGGGCUUUCCAGCGAGUUCAUCCAUUGGAUCCAGGAAAACUUGGAGCCGAGGAUCGUCUUCUCAGAUGACACGCUCUUCGGAGAGGGCGAGAAGACAGAGAACCUCUACAUCGUCUGCAAGGGCAGCAUAUGCUUGGAGAAGAAGCAGCCGGAGACCUUCUCCCGCGGCUCUUACUUCGGCGACUCACAUCUCUUGGGCGUGUCCGAGGGAGCGGUGGCGACUGCAGUCAGCCUCGAGAUGUCGCUCGUCCAGGUUCUGAGCCGCCAAGUUUUGCUUCGUGGUUUGGCACAAUUCCCCUCAGAGGCGGAGCACUUCGACAACUUGACUGUCAACUAUCUGGAGUCCCAGGUGGACAAUGUUCUCCAUCAUGCGCCAGCCUUUGCUGACUGCUGUGAGGAGUUCAGGAAGAAGGUCUCAUCGCUGAUGCGCACGCGCUUGCUGCGGACGGACGAAUGCCUGGUGAAGAAGGGCGCCAAGCGAGGCUCACUCUUCGUGGUGCGAACUGGCAUCGCGGUGGUCGAUGAGGAAUCACCUCCGGUGGCAAAGCCGAGCGACGACGAUGCCUCAGAGUUGAGCGGAUCCACAUCCAGGACGAGGCGCCUUCAACAAUGGGAGGUUGUGAACGCCGAUGUGGUGCUGGGGCUUGCUGCAAAGGCGCCAGUCACAGUCAAGGCUGCUGGCUUGAUGGCGGUGGCAGAGAUUGAGGAUGAGCGCUUCAUCGGUGUGCUGCGGAACUUUCCGCUGGAGGUGCCCAAGAUCAUCCAGAGCUUGGAAGGGACGCUUUGGCCGGAGGAGGCGGAGCAAGUUCCUUCCUUCCUGAACAACAUGGGCCAGUCCUAUUUCUCCCAGCUGACGCAGGAGGCUGAAUGGCGGAUGUUUCUGCCGGACCGCAAUGUCGUUAGGCAAGGGAUGGAGGGCAACGCCUUGUUUCUGCUGUGCUACGGUCGAGCGAUUUGCGCAGUCGAUGAUGUGGUGCUGGGCCAGCCACUGGCUCGUGGUGAGGUGGUUGGUCGCGCCAACUUCCUGGGGCUCAAGCCGCGCUACGGGGUGACGGUCAAAGCCCAGACGGUGUGUCAUUUCCGUGUCAUUACGCACGAGCAGCUCUUGGAGCUCUUGACGUCGCAGCUCGCCUUGCGCGAGUGGUUCGAGCUCGCGAAGCUGCAGGUCAGGCAUUUCACCGAGUAUGACCACGAGAGACAGAAGGUCGAAGUUUUCCGGGCGAAGCUCAGGCGGCGAACGGACCGCGCGUGGCGGAAGCACGUUGAGGAUGCUCGCGCUGCUCGUGCUGCAAGGAUGGCAGGCCGUGGUCUCGCCGCUCCGGUGGUGACAGAGGCCACUGAGAAGGAAGAUCAGGAUGCUCAUCGCAGGUCCGACACACUGACCUCGCAAGGACAUGGCGAGCGCAAGGACAGCUUCACUCUCGAUGCUGUUCCUCCGAGGCCGAUGCCAACUGCAGGUUCCCUCAGCCUGCAAAUUCCAAGCGAGCCCGAGGACGUCGAGGCCAGAUGA